Molecule: messenger RNA, 3160 nt
Organism: Lynx canadensis (Canada lynx)
Lineage: Eukaryota; Metazoa; Chordata; Mammalia; Carnivora; Felidae
Gene: DBF4
Product: DBF4 zinc finger
Exons: 12
Coding region: 228-2258 (676 amino acids)
Biological process (GO): positive regulation of nuclear cell cycle DNA replication; regulation of cell cycle phase transition
Cellular component (GO): Dbf4-dependent protein kinase complex; nucleus
Molecular function (GO): nucleic acid binding; protein serine/threonine kinase activator activity; zinc ion binding
Source: RefSeq, a predicted model, not a curated record
GCCGCAGCCCACUCGUUUGUGCUUUACCUCUUCCUCCUCCGCGCCUUGGAGCCGAACCCGGCCCCGGAAACCCGGACGGUAGACGCGGCAUCUCUGCUGCGUGGGUGUGGUAGUCUGCGGAAGGGAAGAGGCGACCCGCGGAUAAAUCGGCCUCGACGCGCUGUGUUUUCGUGGCCGCCCGGCGCGACACUCUCCCAAACCCAGUAUGUAGGUGCCGGGCGGCUGCCAUGAACUCCGUAGCCAUGAGGAUCCACAGCAAAGGACAUUUCCAGGGUGGAAUCCAAGUCAAAAAUGAAAAAAACAGAUCAUCUUUAAAAUCUAUGAAAACUGAUAACAAACCAGAAAAAUCCAAAUACAAGCCACUAGGGGGAAAAAUAUUUUACAUUGACUUACCUUCUGUCACCGUAUCUGAAAAACUGCAAAAGGACAUUCAGGAUCUGGGAGGGCGAGUUGAAGAAUUUCUCAGCAAAGAUAUCAGUUACCUUAUUUCAAAUAAAAAGGAAGCUAAAUUUGCACAAACGUUGGGAAGAAUUUCUCCUGUACCAAGUCCAGAAUCUGCAUAUACUGCAGAAACCACCUCACCUCAUCCCAGCCAUGAUGGAAGUUCUUUUAAAUCUCCAGAUUCAGUGUGUUUGAGCAGAGGAAAAUUAUUAGUUGAAAAAGCUAUCAAGGACCAUGAUUUUAUUCCUUCAAAUAGUAUAUUAUCAAAUGCCUUAUCGUGGGGAGUAAAAAUUCUUCAUAUUGAUGACAUUAGAUACUACAUUGAACAAAAGAAAAAAGAAUUAUAUUUACUCAAGAAAUCAAGCACUUCUGUAAGAGAUGUGGGGAAAAGAGUAGGUAUUGGUACACAGAAAGCAAGAACAGGUAGACUUAAAAAACCUUUUGUAAAGGUGGAGGAUAUGAGCCAACUUUAUAGACCAUUUUAUCUUCAGCUGACCAAUAUGCCUUUUAUAAAUUAUUCUAUUCAGAAGCCCUCCAGUCCAUUUGACGUAGAUAAGCCAUCUAGCAUCCAGAAGCAAACGCAGGUUAAACUAAGAAUCCAAACAGAUGGCAAUAAAUGUGGAAUCCCAAUUCAACUCCAGUUGAAAGAGAAGAAAAAAAAAGGAUACUGUGAAUGUUGCUUGCAGAAAUAUGAAGAUCUUGAAACUCAUCUUCUAAGUGAGCAACAUAAAAACUUUGCACAGAGUAAUCACUAUCAAGUUGUUGAUGAUAUUGUAUCUAAGUUAAUUUUUGACUUUGUGGAAUAUGAAAGAGACAUGCCUAGAAAUAAAAGAAUAAAAUACAGUAUUGGAUCCCUUUCUCCUAUUACUGCAAGUAUCUUGAAAAGGUCUGAACCAAAAGAAAAGCUAGAAUUGCAACAUACUUCUCAGAAAGACUUCAAGGAAAAUAAUGUACAGGUAGUUGAGCAGCGUUUCCUGUAUAAAGAAGUCCAGGAACCUGAACGGAAGUUUGUGUUUAUUUCAGAAUGCAUCCCCUGCCCUUCAAGUGAAUUGAGAGGACUCGAUGAGAAAGCAAAUAGUAAAUGUUCCAAAUUAAAUCCAGUUGAAAAUGACCUAAAACAAAAUUUUACACAUCUACCUCCACAUAAAAAUAAACAGGGAUGUAUUCUUGACAUUUCUGAACAUAAAUUAAUGAUAAAUGAAAGUGACUUAGAAGAACUAAGUGUAGAUCGCUGUCCACGUAGGCUACAGACAUCUGUACAAGUUUCUAACGUCAGUAUGGAUAAUACUGCAUCUCAACCAAAACAAAAGUCAGAUACUGUGCUUUUUCCAGCAAAGGAUGUGAAGGAAAAGGACCUUCAUUCAAUAGUUGGUCAUGAUUCUGGUCUGUUAGCAAUAAACAGUUCACAGGAGCACCUAACAGUUCAGGCAAAGACUCCAUCCCAAAGUCCCCCUGAGGAACCCAGUGAAUGCAACUUCAACAAUGUGGAUAGUUUACCUUCUGGUAAGAUCCAUCGGAAAGUGAAAAUAUUAUUAGGAAGAAAUAAAAAAGAAAAUCUGGAACCAAAUGUGGAAUUAGAUAAGAAAAGAACUGAAUUUAUUACACAAGAAGGAAACAGAAUUUGUAGUUCACCAGUACAAUCUCUACUAGACUUGUUUCAGACUAGUGAAGAGAAGUCAGAAUUUCUGGGUUUCACAAGCUACACUGAAAACAGUGGUAUAUGUGAUGUUUUAGAUAUUUGGGAAGAAGAAAAUUCAAAUAAUUUGUUGUCAGUGUUUUUCUCUUCCCCUUCAGCUUCUACAUUUACUGGCUUUUAGACUUGAAAUAAAUACCUUUCAGAAGUGAUGAAGAUCAUAUUCUUGAAAAUUUUAAUAAUGUGUAUGAGAAUGCUUAGUUUAUUUUCUUUUUGCCAACUUUGUUUACAGAACUAAGUGUAAAUAUUAACAAUAAAGGUGAUGUUUGCAUUUUUCUACAGAAUUGGAUACCUUUUAUAGGAAAAUUGUAGAAUAAACUUGUGACUUAUUUUACACACUAUGUUUUAAGAAUUAUGAAUAAUGUUUUAUGUCACUGAACUUGAAGUGAAAUUUUGGGUAUAUUAAUAUUUAGCAUUAUAUAUUUGGAUAGUCUAGUUCUUUCCAAAGGCUAUUAAAAUAAGAUUCCCAUGAUAACCUGAGAAUAUUGCUUUUAAAAACCUAAUUUUCACACAAAAGGGAAAAACCGUAUUAAUUUCUGUGUUUGGGUUUUGGAAGUCAUUAUUACUUGAUACUGACCUACGUGGACCCUGCUCAUGUGUUGGCACCAAGGAGUUAGGUUAUUUGAAGAGAUAAAUAGAAGCCAUAAAGGGAAAAACUUAGCCAAACUACUAUAUGGAAUAAAUUUCCCAUUGUUGAUUAUUCACCUUUAGAAAGAUUUUCUUCCAAAAUGACUCAUUAUCCCCUAAUUUGGUAUCAGGAAAUGAAAGAGGGAGGAUGGCAUUGAACUAUAAAUAAAAGUAUUGAAGCAUUGUGAAGAUUGCCUUUGAUUGGGCACUUAGCAACUCAAUAAUUGAGGGGAAAAAAAUAGUCAAAUACAAGAAAAAUUUCAACCAUUCAAUCUUUAGAUGGUAGAGGCGUUUGCCUUUGAGUGUGUUCUUCCAGGAGAGGCAUUUACAGCUAAUGACAUUUUCACAAUAAAAGUUGGUGCCAUUGAAUAUUUUUGAAUAUAUUGUCAUUAAAAAUUA